AACAUUUCCGCCGCGCGCCUCACUGAACGAUUAAAGUUCAUAAACCUGCGACGUUUGACCCCAAAAGUGAUAAACAUCCGAGGAAGGUUCUGGUGGAGGUGAGCGGACGUGUUUGUGGAAGAAAGCGGCUUUUGUUUGUAGAAAUGCUCGAAACCACGAGCGUUUGGUUUGACGCAGUUCGUUCUCCGCCCCUGAAGACACUUAUAUAAGAUGGAACCGAGUAUAAAUGUCGUGAGAAUCCGCUUUAGUCACGCAGCGUCCCGCAUUUCGACCCGCUUCAGUUCGGUGCGUUGGCUUUAGGUUGGCGUCUCCGUUUUCCGACGGCCCGUGAAGGCAGCAGAGGCUCAUCUGUUGAUCGGGAAACUAAUCAGGAGCCAAAGUCAGGACUUUCUGCUGCUAGCGGCGCCGGAAAAGUCCGCCGCGCGGGAGGUUCUGACCCAGUUGGCGGGUUCCGGGACUCCUCUGAGCGCCAGCGCCGUUUGGGAUGAGUGUUCGCGGGGCAGCUUCGGCUUAAGGAGCGGAGGACUUUCCCGCGGCCAGCCCGGGCUCGCGGCUAACUCUUUAGCCGGGAAAGAAGUGCGAGCGCGCGCCCGAAAAUGGAGCUGGACGACGCGGUUCUGUACCAGGACGAUUCGGGCAGCUCUGCCAUGAUGUCCGAGCGCGUGUCCGGCCUGGCCAGCUCCAUCUACCGCGAGUUCGAGCGGCUGAUCGAGAAGUACGACGAGGAGGUGGUGAAGGAGCUGAUGCCGCUGGUCGUGGCCGUCCUGGAGAACCUGGACUCGGUGUUCGCGGUCAACCAGGAGCACGAGGUGGAGCUGGAGCUGCUGAAGGAGGACAACGAGCAGCUGGUCACGCAGUACGAGCGGGAGAAGGCGCUGAGGAAGCACGCGGAGGAGAGGUUCAUCGCGCUGGAGGACUCUCAGGACGGCGAGAAGAAGGACCUCCAGACGCGGCUGGCGGCGCUGGAGUCUCACGUCCGCCAGAUGGAGCUGAAGACGAAGAACUACGCAGACCAGAUCAGCAGGUUUGAGGAGCGGGAGGCGGAGCUAAAGAAGGAGUACAACGCCCUCCACCAGAGACACACCGAGAUGAUCCACAGCUACAUGGAGCACCUGGAGCGGUCCAAACACCCCCCCGCCGCACCGGCAGAACCCGCCGACCCGGGCUCGUCCGCUCGAACACGGUCAGUGAACAGGAAGGAGCGGCCCGUCUCCAUGGGCGUCUUCCAGCUUCCUGGGGGUGAGGGUUUGACCUCUGACCUCCACAGAGAACCCCUGGACUCUCCCUCAGAGCCUUGGAGGUUCAACAACCUCCAGCACCUUCGCUCCAACACCAGCCUGAAGGAUGAGCUGGGACACUUCACCAAUGGAAGGUCCAAGUCCAGAUCUGGAGCUUCUGCGUCCCCAAAGGAUGGAGAGUCCAAACCCAGCAGCUCCCAGUCUGCCGCGGCGCCGCCCAGAACCGGACCCGCCUCCUCCUCUGUUUCUCUGGAGUCUGUAGUGAAGCACCCUCAGGAACCUGCAGAACGCCAGAAUCUGGACAGCGUUGUUCUGGAAGGAGACCAGAACAACGCUGCGGCGCAGGAAGGAGGGCGGGGCCAGUUUGGGGCACAUGACCAGGAGUCUGCUCAGGCCCCCCAGCAGGGUGACGACGGAUCCGAAGACGCAGAACCUUCAGAGGUGCAGGCCAUCAUCGAGUCCACCCCGGAACUGGACAUGGACCUGGAGGGCUGCCAAGGAACCAGCACGCCGACCAAAGGAGGCGUGGAGAACCUGGCCUUCGACCGGAACACGGACUCUCUGUUUGAGGAGCUCUCGUCAGCAGGAAAUGACCUCAUCGCCGACAUGGACGAAGGCGCCGACCUGCUGGGAAUGGGUCGGGAAGUGGAACAUCUCAUCCAUGAGAACACGCAGCUGCUGGAGACCAAAAACGCUCUGAAUGUGGUGAAGAACGACCUGAUCGCUCAGGUGGACGACCUGUCCUGCGAGAAGGAGGUUCUGCGAGGAGAACUGGAGGCCGUCACUCAGGCCAAAGCCAAGCUGGAGGAGAAGAACAAGGAACUGGAGGAGGAGCUGAAAGCAGUCCGGGCGGAGCUGGAGGAGGCCAAGCAGAAGGUCAAGAACGAGAACGAGGACGAUAGCGACGUCCCGACGGCUCAGAGGAAGCGCUUCACCCGUGUGGAGAUGGCCCGGGUCCUGAUGGAGCGGAACCAGUACAAGGAGAGGCUGAUGGAGCUGCAGGAGGCCGUCCGGUGGACCGAGAUGAUCCGAGCCUCGAAGGAGAACCCCGCCCUCCCGGAGAAGAAGAAGUCCAGCCUCUGGCAGUUUUUCAGCCGUUUGUUUAGCUCGUCCGGCGGAGGCGGGAAGAAGCCGGCGGCGGCGGCGGAGGCCCCGGUGAACGUCAAGUACAACGCCCCCACCUCCCAGAUCCAGCCGUCCAUCAAGAAGAAGAGUAGCGCCCUGCAGCAGCUGCCCAGCGACAAGAGCAAGGCCUUCGACUUCCUGAACGAGGAAGCGCCGGCUGACAGCGUGGUGACCCGGAGGGAGCAGAAGCGGGCGCAGUACCAGCAGGUCAAGGCUCACGUGCAGAAGGAGGACGGCCGCGUCCAGGCGUACGGCUGGAGCCUGCCGAAGAAGCUGAAGGGAAACGGCGCCCAGGCGGACAAGAUGAAGAACCUGCCGGUGCCGGUCUUCCUCCGGCCGCUGGACGAGAAGGAGGCUUCCAUGAAGCUGUGGUGCGCCGCCGGCGUGAACCUGUCUGGAGGAAAGACCCGGGACGGCGCCCUGCUGGUGGGAGCCAGCGUGUUCUACAGCGACCUGUCCGGUUCUGAAGGCCCGCAGAAGAAGGCGGGCUCUCAGAGCAGCCUGGAGCAGCUGGACCAGGAGCUGGAGGAGCAGCAGAAGGAGCUGCAGCACCACGACCAGCUGUCCUCCCUGGUCUGGAUCUGCACCAGCACCCAGUCCACCUCCAAGGUGGUCGUCAUCGACGCCAACCAGCCCGGGAACAUCCUGGAGAGCUUCGUGGUCUGUAACGCUCACGUGCUCUGCGUCACCAGCGUGCCAGGCGCCAGAGAGACGGACUAUCCCGCCGGAGAGGAAGGACCUCCUCCGGAGGCGGGGCCAGCCGCAGACGGCGGCUCCUCUGCAGCCAAUAGCAGCGCGGCGUCCGGCGACAGCAUCCUGGGAGGGAUCACGGUGGUGGGCUGUGAGGCCGAGGGGUCCGCCGCGGUUCCUCAGACGGCAGAGACCGAUCCCAGAGCGGCAGAGGACGCAGGAGAGAGUCUGAGGAGCGUCCACGCCCAGACCUGCUUCUCCGACCCGCUGGGCGCCAGAGGGGCGGGAGACGGUUCUGAACAUGGGGAGGAGGGACCCCCCCGGGACGGAGCGGAAUCGAACCCUGAUCAGGAGGAGGAGCAGCGCGACCUGACCAUGGAGGAGGUCCAGAGGAUGAGCAGCAUUCAGCCCACCAUGUGGCUGGGAGCUCAGGACGGGCACCUGUACGUCCACUCCUCCGUGGCCCACUGGAGGAGGUGUCUCCACUCCAUCAAGCUGAAGGAGGCGGUCUUCGGCAUCGUACACGUGAAGGGGCGCGUUCUGGCCAGUAUGUCCGACGGAACCAUCGCCAUCUUCUGCCGAGGGGCAGACGGACAGUGGGACCUGAGCCGGUACCACCUGCUGGACCUGGGGCGGCCGCAGCACUCCAUCCGCUGCAUGACCGUCGUGCACGACACGGUGUGGUGCGGCUACCGGAACAAGAUCUACGUGGUGCAGCCCAAAGCCAUGAAGGUGGAGAAGUCCUUCGACGCCCACCCCCGUAAGGACAGCCAGGUGCGGCAGCUGGCCUGGCACGGCGACGGGAUCUGGGUUUCCAUCCGGCUGGACUCCACCCUCCGGCUGUUCCACGCCCGCACCUACCAGCACCUGCAGGACGUGGACAUCGAGCCCUACGUCAGCAAGAUGCUGGGAACGGGCAAACUGGGCUUCUCCUUCGUGAGGAUCACGGCUCUCAUGGUGUCCUGCAACCGCUUGUGGAUCGGAACCGGGAACGGAGUCAUCAUCUCCAUCCCUCUGACGGAGACCAGCAAGGCCUCCAAAGCUGCGGGGAACCUGCCCGGCGGCGUGGUCCGCCUGUACGGGGACGACAGCGGCGACAAGGUGACGGCCGGGACCGUCAUCCCCUUCUGCUCCAUGGCUCAGGCUCAGCUCUGUUUCCAUGGACACCGCGACGCCGUCAAGUUCUUCGCCGCCGUGCCGGGUCACGCAGUCCCGUCUUCGUCCAGCGGGGGCGAUGCGGCGCCAGAGAAGAGCGACGCUUCCUGUCAGGAGGGAACGAAGAGCGUGCUGGUGAUGAGUGGAGGAGAAGGCUACAUCGACUUCAGGAUGGGCGACGAGGAUGGCGAGGCGCAGGAGGCGGACGCCGCCCUCCUGAAGCUGCAGGCCUCCCCGGUCAAAGCCGAGCGCAGCCACCUGAUCGUGUGGCAGGUCCUGCUGGGCGGCGAGUGAACUUCCUGAUGACCUCUGACCCCGGGUCAGAUCCUGCAGCAGCUUCAGUCUGAAACCGUGGCGGCGGCGUUCAGAAACGGGCAUCAGCUCACCGUGAAGAGUCGGCGAUCCUGCAGGCGCUGAUCCUCGCCGCUGCUCCACAAAACCAUAAUUUCACUGUUUUCUGAUCCAAAUUCUUCGUUUUAGUUUCUCUCGCUUGCAGACUUUAAAUGGAUCGUGGAAACCAGACUCCGUUACCAUAGCAACCACAAUACUCAGUCUGAGCUUCAUCUCCAACCCAAAACCUGCAACAUUUCAGACAUGAGGAUAAAACUUUCCAAACUCCGACCUUCAUUGAACGUCGUCCGUACAUUCGUCCAAUCAGACGGUUUCUCGUCUCAGAAUCACGUUUUGAUGCUCAGUUUGAUUUUAGCGACAGACGCUCAGGAACCUCCGGGUUCCUCUCAGCUCCAUUCAGAGGAAACAGCCAAAGAGCCGCUGGAGGUCCAGAAAUCUGAAGCAAUAACGGCGUCCUGCAGCGUCCACUCAGACACUUUACCCGAGGCCUUCGCCGCGCCCGGACCAGCGCCGCCGCUUAUUUAUUCUCCUCAGAAGGUCGCUGUGGCGCCGCAGCGGACGAACUCUUGUGCAAUGAUCUAUUUUUAGACUUUCUUAUGAGGAAAUGAUAUUUUUGGAGGUGGGGGGGGUCUAAUCUUCAUCGCAUUUAAACGUUUCGUUUGUUUUCUUCACAAUCCGGGAAAAAAGUUUGUCUUUUUAUGACUUUUAUGUUAUUUUAAGGUGUUUUGGAGCAAACCUGAGUCUGUCUGAGACUCAGAUGAACUGCACUCGUGGUGGUUUGGAUUUCAACCGGACCGUGUGAGAGCGCGCAUGUGAGGCUGCACGUGUGAGUGUGUUCUUUUGCCAUGUCAGUAUAUAUUUACGUUGUUUGCAGCUGAGAAUGUAUCUUUGAAUAUAAAGCUGAGAUGAUGUCCACCAUGA
Oryzias melastigma (Indian medaka) is the source of this 5480-nucleotide messenger RNA. It is a transcript of the gene spag9b, whose product is annotated as sperm associated antigen 9b. The record is from RefSeq and is a predicted model, not a curated record. Gene Ontology annotation, cellular component: cytoplasm. The coding region runs from base 597 to 4502 and encodes 1301 amino acids. The transcript is spliced from 29 exons. Gene Ontology annotation, molecular function: signaling receptor complex adaptor activity; JUN kinase binding; MAP kinase scaffold activity. Lineage: Eukaryota; Metazoa; Chordata; Actinopteri; Beloniformes; Adrianichthyidae. Gene Ontology annotation, biological process: vesicle-mediated transport.